AGGGCGGGCAGGGCGGGCAGGGUUGCGGGCAGCGGCCGCUGUGGCGUGGGGCCUCGCCCGGUAGACGGCGGCGGAACGGAGCGGGCAGAGCAGAGGUUCUGAAUUGUGCCUGAACCGAGCACUGAGAGCAGCCCCCGGAAGCAGCAGCGGGGUGACCAGCAGCCAUGACAACGGAGACGGGCCCCGGGUCGGAGGUGAGGAAUGCGCAGGAAGAGGCUCCGCAGCAGCAGCUGGAGGCGGCUGCCCACGGCCCCACCGCAGCCCCCAACCCCACUGGCCGGGACAGCGACGCCAACGAGAAGCCCGGGGCACAGUCCGAUGCCCGAAAUAUGGAGCCAGGCACAGACAUGGAGGACAAGGACUACAGUGAGACAGAUGGGCUCUCUGACAAAACAACCCCCAGCAAGACCCAGAAGUCACCCCAGAAAACCACCAAGAAAGUGAAGAGUGCCCUGUGCAGGGUGACCCUGCUUGAUGCCUCCGAGUAUGAGUGUGAGGUGGAGAAACACGCCCGAGGCCAGGUCCUCUUUGACAUGGUGUGCGAGCACCUCAACCUCCUGGAGAAGGACUACUUCGGCCUCACCUUCUGUGACUCAGACAGCCAGAAGAACUGGUUGGACCCCUCCAAGGAGAUCAAGAAGCAGAUCCGCAGUGGGCCCUGGAACUUUGCCUUCACUGUGAAGUUCUACCCUCCAGACCCUGCCCAGCUCACAGAGGACAUCACAAGAUACUACCUGUGCCUGCAGCUCCGUGCAGACAUCAUCACGGGGCGCCUGCCCUGCUCCUUCGUCACCCAUGCCCUGCUGGGCUCUUACGCUGUCCAGGCCGAGCUGGGCGACCACGACACCGAAGAGCACGUGGGCAACUAUGUCAGUGAGCUCCGCUUCGCCCCCAACCAGACACGGGAGCUGGAGGAACGCAUCAUGGAGCUGCACAAGACUUACCGCGGAAUGACCCCUGGGGAAGCAGAGGUCCACUUCCUGGAGAAUGCCAAGAAGCUCUCCAUGUACGGGGUGGACCUGCACCACGCCAAGGACUCAGAGGGCAUUGACAUCAUGCUGGGCGUCUGCGCCAACGGCCUCCUCAUCUACAGGGACCGGCUGCGCAUCAACCGCUUCGCCUGGCCCAAGAUCCUUAAAAUUUCCUACAAAAGGAGCAACUUCUACAUCAAGAUCCGCCCGGGUGAGUAUGAACAGUUUGAGAGCACCAUUGGCUUCAAGCUGCCCAACCACCGCUCAGCCAAGCGGCUCUGGAAGGUCUGCAUAGAGCAUCACACCUUCUUCAGGCUGGUGUCCCCAGAGCCACCCCCCAAGGGCUUCCUGGUGAUGGGCUCCAAGUUUCGGUACAGUGGGCGGACGCAGGCACAGACGCGACAGGCCAGUGCCCUCAUCGACCGCCCAGCUCCGUUCUUCGAGCGCUCCUCCAGCAAACGGUACACCAUGUCUCGCAGCCUUGAUGGAGAGUUCUCACGUCCAGCCUCCGUCAGCGAGAACCAUGAUGCUGGGGCGGAGGGUGAGAAGCAGGAGGAGGACGGUGAGUUUGGCAGCAGGAGGCAGUCUGAAAUGGAGGAUGAGGAGGUGACCACCCCGACGAAAAUCAAGGAGCUGAAGCCGGAGCACGAAACAACCCCCAGGCACAAGCAGGAGUUUUUAGACAAGCCAGAGGAUGUUUUGCUGAAGCAUCAGGCCAGCAUUAAUGAGCUGAAGCGGACCCUGAAGGAGCCCAAUAGCAAACUGGUUCACAGGGACCGGGACAGGAGGCUGCCUUCCUCACCAGCCUCUUCCUCACCCAAGCAUGAGGAUGAAACGCCAAAGGGAACACCUGAAAAGGCCAGUGAGACGAUGGAAGAGGACACCCUAGACGAUUUUGCAUCAGAGCAUGGACCUUCCCUAAGCAUGGAGUCUUUCACGCAGAAAAGCCUUGUCUCCUCUCCUGAGGGCUCAGAGCAUUGGGUAUUUAUAGAGAGAGAAGCCCCUAGGCUGGAAGCAGUAGCUCUGAGGAAAGUUCUGGGAGUCAAGAAGGAAGAAUCACGUGCAGGUACCUCGGAGGUGAACACAAGUGUGAGCCUGUUGAAGGUGGAGGUGGCAGUAGGGAAAGCCAAGGAAGUGACAGGCCAGGAAGAGCCCUCAGCUGCAGCCCUGGACACACGGAAGAGAGCCAAAAUGAUUGCCAGUCCCGAGGAUUUUGAGUCUGUCUGGGAGGAUGAGAUCUAUGAGAAGGAAAGCAGAGACAGCCCAGAGACAGCACAUCUGCCCACUGACAGCACAGAGAAGGAGCCCCAGGGUGAAGGAGCAGCCAGUGGUGAGCCGGGGCUGCCCAAGCCCUGUCAACAGCCUGAAGAGAGACAAAGGGCCAAGAUUUUAGGGCCAGAGCAUCCCAAGGGAGAAGGCAAGGUGCUCUCCAGUGAGCAUGCUUCUGCAGCCUCCAGGAAACAGGAGGCCAGAGUGCCAGGCACAGCCACAGAGCUCCUGAAAACCAAAGUGAAGGCUGGAGAUGACAGCUCAGAGACUUCUGCGACCCAGAGGAUCAUCUACUUAGGAGAUCCAGAGGGAGAGGAGAAGGACAGUAAAACACAACUUACCUUGGACACUAGUGAGUGGCUUGGCUUGGAGGAAAUAUCAGAAGCCACAGUGAACACGUCCAGGGAGGGAUCUGGGCACGCAACACCUGCAGCAGAAGGGUUCCAACCCCCUUCUUCAGCAAGUCACCAACACAGGGCAGUGUCUGGAAAACCUACCGGAGCACCAGAGCAGCCCAGGAUGGGCUGUGACGGGACCAGCCUGGUGGGACGUACCCUCUCAGGGUGGGAGAAGGAGUUGUCCCUGCAGCCAGAGAAAGCAUCUGCUGGGAUGCCCAGCUAUGGAGCACCUGCAGGAAGUGAAGCCCUGCUGUGUUCCCAGGAGGUGGAACCAGAGGAGACAGAGCUGCAGAGCCCAGUGAGAGGCCUAAAGCCAUGUGGCCUGGCAGGGGAUGGCCACGGGGCUGAGGAGCGCAGAGGGAGCCCAGCACAGUGCACAGCAGGGGAGGAGCUCUUGGGAGCAGAUGGUGACAAGGAGGAAAGUGCCAGAGUGGUUCUUCAGAUGGAAGAGAUAGAGACCAAGUCUCCUCUCUCAGCUGUGUCUUGGCCAGGCCAUGCUCACACUGUGGGGUUGGAGGGAAAUAAACCCAGUGCUCCUGCCCCUCCACCCAUUCCCCAGCAAUCCAGCCCUGUCCCUGUGGAUCCAGCUCCAGGCACCAAGCCCAAGGGCACAGAGCUGUCCCAGAACACCAGCCCCGUGAGAGGGGUGGGCAUGCCCAAGGGUAUGGGCCCCUCCGUGGAGGUGGCACUACCCAGGGAAACUGAUCCUGAAUCUGCAGAACAACACCAAGAUACAGGAUUUACCUCAUGGAAACCACAACAAGGAACAAGUCCUGGUGCAGCAGAACCACCCCAAAACACAGAUAUUGCAGCAGAGUCAGUCCAGGUCAGAGACACAGCCACCAGGGAGGUGGCUCAGGACAUGGACCCUGCCACAGCACAGAGCAAAGUCCCUGCCCCCAAAGUGCCACUGCAGGAGGAGAAACCCAUGAUAAAAGAGUUCUUCCAAGGUUUGGGGCCCACAUCAGGGAAGCUGACUGGAGAUGAAGGCUGUGAGAUGGAAGAACUGCCCCAAGAUAAAAGCCCUGGUGUGAAAGAGCUACCACCCCAAGCAGAAGAACCAGAAAAACAGACAGAGGCCAUCAUGAGAGACCUGCCCCAAGAGGGUUCCAUGGCUGGGGAGCUGCUCCACAUUGCUGAUCCCAAAGCACAGGAGCCACACUGGGACUCAGAGUUUAAUGUGGGACAAGAUCUGCAGGGCAGGAGCCCAACAGUAGGAGAAACCACCAGGGCCAGUGACCUAGCUCCAGGGCAACCACUGCAGAAUGACUCUCUUCCCAAAGAAGCUGCUGACGUCUCACACUUCCAGUCCCCUGUAUUAGGAUUGUGCCAAGGAAGUGAGACGUUCCGGCUCUCUGCCUGGGUGGAUGAAGGUGGAGAAGAGCUGCAAGUGAGUGGUGGGACACAUCAAACAGAGCCUGAGUCGCUGGUGUGCGUGGCUGGGCAGGCAGGUGCUGUGUCCCAGGGGCACAGAGAUGUCAACGUGGCCCCAGGAAGCUGGGAGGACAGCAAGAGCUACGGGAAAACCUCUGUGGCCUCUAAGAUAAAGAUGUUCGAGCAAAAUGAAGUGGAGCGAAGGGAGGCCCAGGAGGGACAAGAGCGGGUGCCUGAAGCUGGGACAUCAGCGAAAGCGAAAGGGAAGACAGGUCUGGCACAGGACAUGCCUUUGAGCACCUGCCUCGCCUCACCACCAGCAGUGGAACCUGUGUCCAGUGUGAGCUCCUUGGCCCUUGGGCAAGGGGCUGGUUCAGGAGACAUCUCCCAGCCUCACUCCCCGAAGGAAGAUCUCUCUGUUGAUCUGGAGCACAAAGAAGACAAUGCUGAUCUGGCCUCCCCCGACUCUGGCUGCGAGCUCACCCUGGCUGAGGCCAUGAGAGCGGGUGUGAGGGAGGGCACCGAGGAGAGACCUAAACCACCUCGGCACAGGGCCCCCGAGAGCGACACCGGCGACGAGGAGCCUGACCAGGAGAAGGACUCAGUCUUCCUGAAGGACAACCACCUGGCCAUUGAGCGCAAGUGCUCCAGCAUCACGGUCAGCUCAACCUCCAGCCUGGAAGCAGAGGUGGACUUCACUGUGAUCAGUGACUUCCAUGGCACAGCCUUUGAGGACAUCUCACGAAGCCUGCCCGAGCUGGACAAGGACAAGAGCGAAAUGGAAGACGAAGGCCUGGUUUCCUUCCAGCACACUGACAAAGUAGUUCCUGGACUGGAAGAGGAUGUCAAAGGCAGGGAGAAGGUCUCCCAGCCUAGCCCAGAUGUCUCCCAUCUAGAGCCAUCAGCCCCAAAAACAGAUGCUGUGAUGGUCGGCCCGGGGCUGGGUGUGAAGAAGCCUGAAGCAGAUGGCUCUACUCCCCACCGGGUUAGCACCACAGACACAGUCCAGCAGGUGGACGGAGGCACCCCAGGCAGCAGGGACACCACUGCCACUGCCCCGGCUGGCACCACAGAGAUGGUGCUGGUGACCUCAGAUCACAGCACCAAGGCUGGGAAAGGGGCCACUUCCACCACAGACCUUCGCUCCCUCUCACCGAUCUCUGGCGGCUCCUCUGGGAAGGAGAUGCUCACCAGCAUAUUCAGUGCCACUGCAGAAACCCUCUCUACUUCCACCACCACCCAUGUUACCAAGACUGUGAAAGGGGGAUUUUCUGAGACCCGGAUAGAGAAGCGCAUCAUUAUCACAGGAGAUGAAGAUGUGGACCAGGACCAGGCACUGGCUUUAGCAAUCAAAGAGGCAAAACUCCAGCACCCUGACAUGCUGGUAACCAAAGCUGUGGUAUACAGAGAAACAGAUCCCUCUCCAGAGGAAAGGGACAAGAAACCUCAGGAAUCUUGACCAACAUGUUCCUUAAAGUCAACAUCUGUAUUCCAACCUGGAGAACAGGGGAGAAGGAGCCUUCAUGCUGGAUUUGUCAGCAAGACAUAGACAUCCUAGCUGCAAUGUUCAUGGCGAAGAGACAAAAAUUUUUAAAAAAGGAAUAGCAAAUAUAUUAUAUAUAUAUAUACAUACAUACAUAUAUAUAUAUAUAUAUAUAAACAGGAAACAAAAUGCAUCCUUGCACUGCUGCUAUAUGCUGGAAAUGAAUAGCAAAAAACACCACCAACAAACAAAGUCAACCCACUGCAGAUAAAUUGAAGAAUUUCGUGGAUUGGUGAUCAAAUAAGAUUUAAAAAGUAAUAAUAAUAACAAUAGUAUCGGUAACAAUACAAUAAGCCACCAUCUUGCAUGUUACAUUAAAGGAUACACAAUCAUGAGUUCAUUUGUUGCACACUGAAUGGAAAGGAAAACUGCUUUGCAACAAAGCAAGAAGUAAGCAAACUGAAGUAAAAAAACACAAGCAGAAGCAAAACUAUUCCCCACCUCUGGAAAGAAGAGAGAAAAACUCUGAAUUUAUGACCAUAGAGUUAUUUUCCAAUUCACAAGUGUCGUUUUGCCCUUCUCCUCAUUCCAUGCUGGUUCCUCUGCAUUUUUUUGGGUUCUGUUAACUCUUCCCCUUCCCUUCCUUAUCUUCUCUGUGCACUUGUCCAACCUCUUGUUCUCUGAAGGUAUUUAGGAAUGGAUUUCAUUUCAAACAAAGAAAAUGAUAUGUAUAUGGUUUCUCAUCUCUAAAGAGCAACCUGUGGGGUUUCAUAUGGAUGUGCAUUUCAGUUAUGUAUAUUAUUAUAUAUAACAAAGGGGGAGGGAGGGAACAAUGCUGAAAUAAUUCAACAGUGCUGGUAAAUAUGAUGCCGACAUUUUUAAAUUAUUAACUCUUUGAUUGACUGUGGUUGGUGUAUUUUGAGACUCUUAGAUCACACAUGGGACUCUGAGUCCUGCAAGAAGAGAACUGAGAAGGUUUCAGCUGCUGCUAGUUGGGGGGGGAAGAUGAAAGGGCAAGAGACAGGAAUGUCCCUCCAGCUGAUCUGCAGUGUAUGGUGGUUAGAUUUGGAGGGGCAGCAGUGACUCGGAGGGGUAAGGAAGGGGGUUGAGGCUCCAGCUGCAACAGCUGUUGGCAGAACGGUCUCCUGGCCCCCAGCUGGAGCCAUGGGAUCAGCAGGACUGUGUUCAUUGCUCCCUUCCAGCCCUGCCAGUCGUGGGGGUGGUUUUGCUUUGUUUCUGGAUCCCAGUAAUGAAGUUACUUGAGCUUUGUAGUAGUGUCAAAGGCAGAGAGGCUGUUUCUGCCCUGUCUGCCCUGCUACCUGAGGUGUGAUGGCAAGGGCUGCCCGAGGCACUUGGGCUGGGGACAGCAAUGGCAGGGCCGUGGCAGUCCUCCCCUGACCUGCCUAGGAGUGGGCAGUGGAGCGACCGUACUGUGUCCAUCACUGCAGAGCGUCCGCAGCAUCCCAGGCUGGAUGGGGGAGCCCAGGCCCUCUGCAUAAGCAGGUGCGUGUUGAAGAGGUGUCAGUGGAGCUGCUCCCAGCUCAGCCCAGCUCAGCCUUCAGCCACAGGCUCCCCCCAUGGCUGCCUUUGGAAGGGGAUCAUGGACCUAGCCCAGGCCUCUGUACACUGUGAACCAGGCAGUUAAGGUAGACUCAAAACCAAAACCAGAAAGGAAAGGAAAUAAAUGGGUUUCCUUCUCGAAAUCAUCUCUAGCUCCUACAGAAACAGAAGGGCCCAUGAUUCUGCACCAUUUUGCCUUUAGUCUCCUACCCGUCACACAGACCAUGCCCAGAAAUAGGCAUGUUUUGUCAGGUCCUGCCACAGCUUGGAGGAUGCCAUGGACAGACCCUGCUCACCACCUUCACUGUCCCAGGUGGGAGCUGCUCCCUGGCAGUUGCACUGACCGGUUGCUCACCAGGACGUCCCUGUGAAGUCUGUUCUCCUGGCAGAGUGGUUUCUCCUGCAAGCAUGGAAGGCAUGACCACAAGCAGGUAGGGCUGCCAGCUCUUGAGGGUCUCCCCAGCUUCCAGCCAAGCACCUUCAGCUACUUUUAGAGAGCAGACCCCCCCAACCUAAAAGAGUUAAAGCAGUUGCGUAGGCUACUUUUCUCUCUGUUGUUUUUCCAAUGCACCCAAGCCAGCCAUGACCACCAAUGGCACUGUCAGAGGGUAAGGGGGUGCUGGAGGGCCAGUGGUCUGCCCACUGUGCUGGUGUUCAGCAGCACACAGCAUCUUUCAGACCUGGAGGAGCCCACCCAGCUUGGACACUGCCCUUGGACACCUCCACAACCCCCUCAGGGCCACUGGGACCCUCGAGACUUGCUUUUGGCGUUGUGCAGAGUCAGGAAACCGAAGGUUCCUGUGGAAGCGAGAGGCCUUACACAGUUAGACUUCACGUGUGCUUGGACUGAAGUGAGUUCUGUUUGCAGUGAGCAAACCCAGCCCCUGGCUCCCACAGCAUGUUUAUGGGUGGCAGUGUCUAAAACUUUUCUAAAAAAAAAGGAAAGAAAAAAGCUCACUGCUUGUUCCCUGGGUGAGGUGUGGUUUUCUGAUGCUCAGCUCAAGCCCACCCAUCACUGCGCUCUGUUUUUAAUAGCUGGUCACUGCUUGUUUUCUUCCAGGGGCCUUUCUGUUGAAAGGGGUGGGAGACAUGAGUGCCUGUUUUUAUCCAAUCCCACAAAUUCAUUCUGAACGUGGCCUGCGAUUGCAUGAGUAAUAUAACAAUAACAAUAAUAAUAUUUAUUUUUAUUUGAGAAGCACCUUACCAACCAACUGCAAUGCUCUGUUGUUCCUUCACUAACUCUCCUUUUCUCUUCCCUUGUUCUCCCUCUCCCCCUUUGGUCAUACUCCUUUUCAGUGCUCAGUGGUGUAUGCGUGUGUGCUCACUGUUCUUGUAUUCAAUAAAAGUGAAAUAAAUGUGUUUGAUGCUAAAUCAA
Messenger RNA from Pipra filicauda (Wire-tailed manakin), 8430 nucleotides. RefSeq names its product erythrocyte membrane protein band 4.1 like 1 (gene EPB41L1). NCBI's taxonomy places the organism in Eukaryota, Metazoa, Chordata, Aves, Passeriformes, Pipridae. The transcript is spliced from 25 exons. The record is from RefSeq and is a predicted model, not a curated record. Gene Ontology annotation, molecular function: actin binding; structural molecule activity. Bases 165 to 5471 code for a protein of 1768 amino acids. Gene Ontology annotation, cellular component: plasma membrane; cytoskeleton. Gene Ontology annotation, biological process: cortical actin cytoskeleton organization.